Molecule: messenger RNA, 1156 nt
Organism: Cololabis saira (Pacific saury)
Lineage: Eukaryota; Metazoa; Chordata; Actinopteri; Beloniformes; Belonidae
Product: zinc finger protein 835-like
Exons: 4
Coding region: 97-966 (289 amino acids)
Cellular component (GO): nucleus
Source: RefSeq, a predicted model, not a curated record
AAGAGGCGGAAGCUCCAGGCUCCGUGCUAUUGUUGCUGAUUAUCUCGUUUAUUUUUUUGUGUUUCAGUUGAUCAUCUUCAACAUCUGCCGUCAAAAAUGUCCUCGGUUCAGUUUCUGCGGGGGUUUAUCAGCGAGAAACUCACAGCUGCUGCCGUAGAAAUAUUCACAGAGUUUGAAAAGACCAUCAUUCAGUACGAAGAGGAGCUGGAGCGCAUGCGCAGACUGCUGGACGUGGCCGGGACACCUGAGACAAACCUGCACGAGAAAGACCUCCUGCAGAAACAUGUCUUCAGCGAACAGGGGGCUGACCGGGCCGGGGAGACCAGUCCGGUCCAGGAGGAACCAGAACCCCAGCAGAUUAAGGUGGAGCAGGACAGAACCGAGCCUCCAGGGAUGGAGGAGAGUCCGGAGGAGCCGGGCGCGGACCCAGAGACGGACAGAACCGUCAAAGCAGAGCCGGACCUCUUCCAGAUCCUCCCUCCCAGCCCCGCGGAGGACUGGCUGCAGGUGGACCCGGCCCUGGAGGCGCCGCCGCUGAGGCGUCACCGCGGCAACGCGGCGAGGCCCCCGGAGGCCCCCGGUAACGGCUACACGGCGAGGCCCCCGGAGGCCCCCGGCAGUGGCGGCGACGGCGGGGCGGAGCACGUGUGCGGCGUCUGCGGGAGGCUCUUCCGGAAGGGCGAGAACCUGCAGCUGCACAUGCGGAGCCACACAGGUGAGUUCCCCUUCACCUGCCAGGUGUGUGGGCGGGGCUUCCUGCAGCGCUGCGGCCUCACCAGCCACAUGCGGAUCCACGCCGGCGAGGAGCCCUGCGCCUGCAGCACCUGCGGCAAGGCCUUCAGCUCCCGGGUGGCCCUCUGGGGCCACAUGAGGACCCACGCCGCUCCCAGGGUGCACCAGGGCGACGCCUGGGCGCACGUGCAGCCGGGACAGACGUUCUCCUUUAAGGGCUGGAGGAAAGUUUAAAAAGACCGGCUUGUUUCCAGUCGUCGCUGCUGAGGAGGAACUGAGGAGCUUUGCUACAACUUUAUAUUCUUUAUUUAUGUUAGAAAAGGCCGUUUACUGUAUUUGAGCCGUUUGUGUGUAAACAGAAUUAAUGGUGGUAUGUUUUUUAUAUAGUGUUUUAAUAAAAAACUAAAUAAUGCAACACUUUUAA